Messenger RNA from Tachyglossus aculeatus (Australian echidna), 2987 nucleotides. It is a transcript of the gene USP13, whose product is annotated as ubiquitin specific peptidase 13. Gene Ontology annotation, biological process: protein deubiquitination. Gene Ontology annotation, molecular function: cysteine-type deubiquitinase activity; protein binding; zinc ion binding. The coding region runs from base 1 to 2577 and encodes 858 amino acids. The transcript is spliced from 21 exons. Lineage: Eukaryota; Metazoa; Chordata; Mammalia; Monotremata; Tachyglossidae. The record is from RefSeq and is a predicted model, not a curated record.
AUGCAGCGGUCGGCGGGGCCCGGGCCGAAGAUGGCGCCGGAGGAGCUGGGCGACCUGCUGGUGCCCUACUUGCCCACCGUCCGGGUGCCCCGCCACAGGGACCGGGUCUACAAGGCCGAGUGCGCCUUCUCCUUCGACUCCCCCGAUUCUGAAGGUGGUCUCUACGUGUGUAUGAACACUUUCCUGGCGUUCGGGAGGGAACACGUUGAAAGGCACUACCGAAAAACUGGACAGUGUGUAUAUAUGCACCUGAAACGACACAUAAGAGAGAAAGUAAAAGGGGCAUCUGGUGGUGCUGUACCCAAGAGGAGCAAUGCCAAGCUAUUCUUAGAUCUAGAAACAGAUGGUGAUUUAAACAGUGAUGAUUAUGAAUAUGAAGAUGAAGCCAAACUUGUCAUAUUUCCAGAUCACUAUGAAAUUGCCUUGCCAAAUAUAGAGGAAUUACCUGCCCUGGUAACUAUUGCUUGUGAUGCUGUUCUUAACUCCAAAUCUCCGUACAGAAAGCAGGACCCAGAUUCAUGGGAAGAGGAACUGCAGGUUUCCAAACAUGCUAAUAACCUCAUCCAGCUGGACACUGGCGUCAGGAUUCCUCCAAGUGGCUGGAAGUGCGCGAGGUGUGACUUGCGUGAGAACCUGUGGCUGAACUUAACCGACGGCUCGGUGCUGUGCGGAAAGAGGGUCUUCGAUGGCCUUGGCGGAAACGGGCAUGCGCAGGAGCACUACAGAGAGAUGGGCUACCCCUUAGCCGUGAAAUUAGGAACCAUCACCCCCGAUGGUGCAGAUGUUUAUUCUUUUCAAGAAGAGGAAACAGUUCUGGAUCCCCAUUUGGCAAAGCACUUAGCACACUUUGGAAUCGAUAUGCUCCAGAUGCACACGACGGAGAACAGGAUCACGGACAAUGAUGUAAAACCAAGGACCAGCGAGUGGGAAGUGAUUCAGGAAUCUGGAAUGAAGCUGAAACCCAUGUAUGGCUCGGGAUUCACUGGGAUGAAGAACCUUGGAAACAGCUCCUACCUCAACUCUGUUAUGCAAGCCAUCUUCAGCAUCCCAGAAUUCCAGAGAGCGUAUGUGGGAAACCUACCAAGAAUAUUCGACUACUCUCCUUUGGAUCCAACGCAAGAUUUCAACACACAGAUGACUAAAUUAGGACAUGGCCUUCUCUCCGGCCAGUAUUCUAAACCCCCGGUGAAAUCUGAGCUCAUCGAACAGGUGAUGAAAGAAGAACACAAGCCUCAGCAGAAUGGGAUCUCUCCCCGCAUGUUUAAGGCCUUUGUGAGUAAAGACCACCCGGAAUUUUCCUCCAAUAGACAGCAAGAUGCUCAGGAGUUUUUCUUGCACCUGGUAAAUCUAGUAGAGAGGAACCGCAUCGGUUCCGAAAACCCGAGCGACGUUUUCCGGUUUCUGGUGGAAGAGCGCAUCCAGUGCUGCCAGUCCCGGAAAGUGCGAUAUACAGAGCGGAUCGACUACCUCAUGCAGUUACCCGUGGCUAUGGAGGCAGCCACAAACAAGGAUGAACUCAUCGCCUACGAGCUGACGAGAAGAGAAGCAGAAGCGUCCAGGAGACCUCUCCCAGAGUUGGUCCGGGCCAGAGUCCCUUUCAGUGCCUGCCUUCAGGCCUUUUCUGAACCAGAUAAUGUGGAUGAUUUCUGGAGCAGCGCCUUGCAGGCUAAGUCUGCUGGUGUCAAAACAUCUCGCUUUGCUUCAUUCCCUGAAUACUUGGUAGUACAGAUAAAGAAGUUCACAUUUGGUCUUGACUGGGUACCCAAAAAGUUUGAUGUGUCUAUUGAUAUGCCGGAUCUACUUGAUAUCAAUCAUCUCCGAGCAACGGGACUGCAGCCGGGAGAGGAGGAGCUUCCAGACAUUGCCCCUCCUAUUGUCAUUCCCGAUGACCCCAAAGAUCGCUUGACGAACCAUUUCAUGGAGCCUCCAGACAUCGACGAGUCUUCUGUAAUGCAGCUGGCUGAGAUGGGUUUCCCCCUGGAAGCAUGUCGGAAGGCUGUAUACUACACAGGAAACAUGGGUGCUGAAGUGGCCUUCAACUGGAUCAUUGCUCAUAUGGAAGAACCCGAUUUUGCUGAACCAUUGGUGUCGUCUGGUUUGGGAGGAGGCACCUCUGUUGGGGCAGCCAGCUUUGAUGCAAUUGGACUGGAUAAUCAACCUCCUGAGGAAAUUGUAGCCAUCAUCAUGUCCAUGGGUUUCCAGAGAAACCAGGCGAUUCGGGCGUUAAGGGCAACUAAUAACAACUUGGAGAGGGCCCUUGAUUGGAUCUUUGGCCAUCCUGACUCUGAAGAGGAGAACGAAUUUGCUACAAACCUGAUGGAUUUGGAGAACCAUGCCAAUGCCAACAUUGUCACAGAGACUAACCCGGAAGGUCCUAGAGUCAAAGAUGGAGCAGGAAGAUAUGAAUUACUUGGGUUUAUCAGUCACAUGGGAACAUCCACCAUGAGCGGCCAUUAUGUUUGCCACAUCAAAAAGGAAGGACGGUGGGUCAUCUACAAUGACCAUAAAGUCUGUGCCUCUGAAAGACCCCCCAAAGACCUGGGCUACAUGUAUUUCUACCACAGGAUAUCAAGCUAGGCCUUAUUCACGCUACCUGGCUCAUAGAAGCCAUAUACCUUUUUUUAGCUGCCAAAAAGAGAGUAUUAAGUUAGACUACUUAAACGCAAAGGAAUACGUGGGGUAUUUAUCGUUUAUUUAAAAAGCACGGUUAUUGCUGCUUCUGGAGGUGUUAAUGAGGAAAUUUCUAUUGUGCGAUGAUAUGAUGUAGAAUGUAGAUGGUUUCUCUUGGUGAAUGUUCAGAGAUAAACCCUUACAGCACUCAGAUUAUUUUGGGGGGAUUCUUUCCACCCAACACACUGAAAGCACAAAUGCCACCACGGUUUCUGCCUGGUACCCAAGUGGGAUGUCUAAAGACAUCUGGAGAAAGUACCUUGCAGAAGUACUUUUGUCACUUAUAGUCCUCCCAGAUUAUGAAAGGAAGAUCUGAC